GAAGACGGGAACGGGCAUAAUUUUCAUUCCGUACAUACGAGGAGUCCACAAUCGCGGCGGUACCUUCCUCGGAAUACCGCCAAAAGCCUUCUCCCGGGAACGAAUGCCUUCCGGUGGAAAUCAGUGAAAACUCUAUCGAUCGGCCAGAUAAACCGGAAUUCCACCGGAAGUUGUGCGUAAAGUAACGGAAAGGAAUAGAAACCCCAGAACAGGACUAUUGUUAGUACUGCGCAAGAGGCUCAGGCGCGCGCGUUCCAGGGAUGUAAAUGUAGCGAAAUGUGUGCGUAAAUAGUGUUUGUUAAAUCGUCCCGUGUGCGUUCUGCUUCGUACGUUUCGUACUCACCAAAGAAAACUGUUUAUCGUUCGGGAAAAGCGUCCAAACGGAAAGGAAAAUGUUCGUAAAGUAACGUUAGCUUGUGUUCCCUGCCACCGUGUGCGUGUAUUGUGUUUCGUUUACGAGAGUGUGCGUGCGUGCUUGUGCGUGUGUGUGUGUAUUGUGUUCGUUCGUUUCGUAUGCAAGGGGAAAGCGUAACCAACAUCGCAGCUGGCGUUGGAAAACGAACGGCAACGUUAAGCUGCAUCCGCGAAGAAGGGUGUGCUGUGUGGUACGCCUUUGGAAAAGUGCGCCUUUAGGUGAAUGCUUCCGUUGCACCGCGUGCGCCCGAUGGAAGACGUUCAACACCAGCAGCCGCCUUUGGGGCCAGCCUUUCCCCCUGCGAACAAGUGGCUUCAUGAUGCUGGCGGCGAAGGAACACCACCACCCCAGCAUGCUAACGAUGGAGGAUCGUUCGGGCAGGACAGUGGCUACAACUCCUACCAGGCCACCACCCCGAACAACACGUUCAAUCUGUCCUCACGUCACGGUGCCUCCGGGACGCUGGCCACCAUCGACGAGGCAAAUGAAAUCGAUUGCAGCAUGAACGAUAGCAGCACCGGACUGGCCGCGGUCAAUCUUACCCCGAAGACGACCGCCAGCAUGGAGCUUCUGUCGAACAUACAUCUGACAACGCCGAAAACUGCGGAUCGGGCUAAUCGCGCCCGCCGUCCGUUCGCGUUCGAUUACGAUGGGACCAGCGGUGGUGGUUCGUCCAGGGACAAUUCAUCAUCAUUCCUUCCACCGUCCACCCCGGAACGGCUGCCCAGAUUGUGUCGGUCGUUGUCUGCCUCGUCGCAGGAAACACCACUCCGCACCGGCAACCGUUCUGCAAACGUGCCGACUCAGUUGACGCCGCACAAAACCAAGACCAGCGGUUCGCAUUCGUUGAAGCGCAAACUUUCCUCAUUCCGGGAGAAGCUUUACUCCGACGGGGAUGUGGAGCUUGGCGAUGAAAAUCAGUCACGCGAUCUGAACGAUUCGAUCGAUGUGGAUUGCCGCCGGCUGGAAGACAUUUCACCCAUCCCGAACGUGAAGCGCCGCAAGCACUAUGACCGCGGCAUCGAGGAUCUGAUGCGCUCGAGCACACCGAAAACGGCCAGCUCGCAGCCGACCUUUCUGCAGCUGGAUGCGGCCGAGAACCGGCCCGUCGGCAAGAAGACGCUCCGAAAGUUUCAAAGCUUUAGUCCGAGCAAGAUUCAAUCGGUCGCACGACCAUUGCUUCGCUCGCGACCAUUUCGCACCCUGGAACGUACGCCGGAAAAGAAGCGUGAGCACCGAGUGUUGGCCGAAAUUGAACUGCAAUCGGCAACGGAUAAUGGUGCAGCAGCGGCUGUAGUAGCGGAAUCUGUGCCGGAAGGCUUUUCCGCCCUAAUCGUCGCGCCGAUGCUGGAUGAUCCAUCGAAGCAGCUCGAACAAACGGUCACGACCGUCCUGUCGCUCGAUGAUUUCAGUCUCACGCCGUCCAAAGCGAACCUGAUCGAUCCGGAGUUGUUGCAAACGUCGAGCGGAGAUGGGUCAUUUGUGAAGGAUGAUUUCAUUGCCCGCCAUGCGCCGAAUUACUCGUACGCUCCGACACUUAAUUCCAUCCUGGAAGAAUCCCCCAUCAGGGCGCACAGCAUCCCCGGGAAGCCACGGGUGGUACCGAAAACUCCCCCUUCCAUCUCGAAGUCAGGCCGCAAGCUUAAGCGUCUCGGUACGAACGGAACCAGCUCGUCUGUUUCGUGCGCUUCCAGCCCAGCGCGGAGCGUGCGCUCCCUUUCCCGUCCGUGCGUUCGUGCGUCCGUUUCACCCAAAGCGCGCCGUACGCACGGUGCCCAGCAGAACCAAAGUCUGAAGAGUGCGAAACGGUACAGCUACUGUGGGUUCGAGUACGUGAACAUUCUGCACCAGCUAAACAAGCUCGAUCGGGAUGCGUUGGGCGUGCUGCUCGAAUAUCUGGCCGACACGGAUCUGGUACAGGUGGUGCGUGUGUCCCGCGGCUGGCGCUCCAUCAUACAGAACCAUAAGAAGUGCUGGGCUCGGCUGCAGCGCUACCUUAAGCGGCAGCAGGAACACAAGGAAAACACUAAUGUUAGCAGCAGCAUCCAGCAUUCUGAGCACGACACCGACCUGACACCGUCGUGCAGCUUGAAACUAAAUUCCGAACUUAAUGGAACGUACGCGGAUGAUAAUGGCUUGCCGGAGGAUGCUGGCCCAGUACCAACGGUCGAUAGUAACGUACCGAAACGGAAACCGUUCAGGGUGUGCAACUAUCUCGACCGAAGUCAUGUGAGCAGCGUCAGUAAUGUGUCGUUUGGUAAUGUGUCCGGACCGGAGCUGAGCCAUCGCCGUUCUUCGAUAGCGUCGGGCGGCGGAUCGAGCAUUGUCAACGUGACGCCCUCGCCACCGGUCAGCCCAUCGAUGCAAAAGUUCAUCACCAAUCAGAAGAUUGUAACUCAUCUGAAACAGUCGGAACAAUUACGGCCCUGUCCCCGCUGCGAGCAACCGAGUAGAAUUAUAUUUUCAAGAGCCUCUAAAUCGGGCUCCACCAACAAAUCUCGCCCAUCCGCUCGCUCCAGUGCUGUGGGUGCACGGUUGGAAAAGUCCUACACGUUACCUGAUCCAGACCCUGCGGCGUAUCGUAGCAGCAGCGAUCUAAAUACUCAUUCCUCUACAAUAGAUUCAGGGCGAGCGAACCUAUCCACCGUCGUUCGAAACAACAAUGAAUAUUCGCAACAAUCUCCGGAUCGCGUGCGGAAGAAUCUGUUCAACGACAGCACUGCAAUCGAAACACCGCCGGUUCAGUCGUUCGCUGUACAGCAGCGUAUGAAGCUGCGCAGUGCCGUCAUGAAAAGCUUCGACGGUACAACGGCGACGACUAAUACUAGCCAGGAUCAGCUCGGCGUGCGUGAUGCCAAGUGCGAUUACGCGAUCUGUAGUGGCCAGUACUGUGGGUUCAAGUUCUGCAUCAAGUGUCUGUGCGAGUAUCACCCGAACACGGUCUGUGCCGAUCUGUCGGCUAACUCUCCCACCAAAGAGGAGGAACGUGGUCGGCCGAAUGUGGCAUGCAGUCGGCAGAGUCGUCGUUCGUUGCAGCGUCUGUGCAGGAAGUGGUAGGUUCGAUUGCUUCCUGCAUGCCUCAGCAGCACAUAUUUAAGCAGUAUAAGUUUACCCAGUUGAACAGCAGCGAAAGCCGUUAGCAUAAGACAGCAAGCGCACAGUGUCGAAUCUCCUUGAGGGAGAGAGGGAGAGAGAGAGAGAAAGCAAGGGGGGAAGGAUUCUUUUCAUUCCAGUUCGUUCUGAAUCUCUAGCAUUUAAUUAACGUUUUAAUGUGUCUUUAUCUUGUACUUCGUUCUAGUUUGUCUAACAUUUUAUUUUUCUGAUUGCAUACCAUUUUUCUCUACACUUUGUACGUCGAAUGAUUAAUUCCCCCCUUUUUUUGUUGUUGUGUUACGUAGCUCCGGAUGUGUUGAGCAGAGCGCUCUCUAAUUUAUGUUCUGAUCCUUAAUUUAAUGCUUUUUACCUACUAACCGAUAGCUAAUAAACCAUAAGCAAUCCAAGAGCAGUCAAUUACAAGCUUUUUUUGUUCGAACUAUCGCUUCACUUCGAAGCGUCGAUCGGGCGGAGGAUAGUGAAGGAAAACGAGUAACGAGAUUUUGUACGAACGUAUGAUGAUAAUGUUAGUAUUAGUAGCACACACACAUGACGACCAUAGAUACAGAAGUUAGUUGAAACUUAUGUAAGCCUUAGUCCGUCUCACACACACACAAGCCGACGGCAAUGAAUGCUCAAUCGAAAACGAUCAAAAGACGCUACUAACUGUGCGAGGGAUUCGAAUGUGUGAGGACGUGUACUGUUCAUUUUUCUUGCCUUUCAUCAAACUCGAAUCCAUCAUGGACUGAAAGCAGCGCUCUACUAUAAGGUACGAUCUAAGAACGAAGAAGAAGCCCUGCAAACGGUUUUUUUAAUAUAUGUACGUGUGUUUUUUUUGUCCUUUUUUCUAUUACUUAACGCUGAAAGGAUUGUAAUUUCACAGUCAGGAAGCAACAGGGGGAAGGAUCUUAUAUAGGAAAACAGUACCAGUACGCGGAUUACCUAGCAGUCCAGUCCGGUUCAAUGAGUGCGUCUGCACGUGCAGUGAGGGCAACUGAAACCCAUCGAGAUAGGAAUGUGUUUUGCGGGCAGCCAGUAUCUUACGUUAAUGUAGAACACAUCACCAAUUGGAGGGAUAGCGAGUAUUAAGCAAUAAGUUUUUGAUAAACGAUUUUUUUUAUAUAAAUAAAGUUACUUGUUAGAGCAACGCAA
Messenger RNA from Anopheles stephensi (Asian malaria mosquito), 4660 nucleotides. RefSeq lists its product as uncharacterized. Gene Ontology annotation, biological process: negative regulation of meiotic nuclear division; regulation of mitotic nuclear division. The transcript has 2 exons. Gene Ontology annotation, cellular component: nucleus. The record is from RefSeq and is a predicted model, not a curated record. Gene Ontology annotation, molecular function: protein binding. The coding region runs from base 638 to 3472 and encodes 944 amino acids. NCBI's taxonomy places the organism in Eukaryota, Metazoa, Arthropoda, Insecta, Diptera, Culicidae.